This is a messenger RNA of Colletotrichum destructivum, 2692 nucleotides long. RefSeq names its product Putative squalene/phytoene synthase, isoprenoid synthase domain superfamily, lycopene cyclase. Lineage: Eukaryota; Fungi; Ascomycota; Sordariomycetes; Glomerellales; Glomerellaceae. Gene Ontology annotation, molecular function: geranylgeranyl diphosphate synthase activity; intramolecular lyase activity. The transcript is spliced from 3 exons. The record is from RefSeq and is a predicted model, not a curated record. Gene Ontology annotation, biological process: biosynthetic process. Bases 699 to 2459 code for a protein of 586 amino acids.
GCUCCGAGGAAUCCUCAAGACAUUGCUUGACUGCCAAAAACCAGGCGGAGCAUCCCUCCGCGAGACAUUACUAGUCUGAACUGCCCUUCCCCUUGACUCGGCGCAAUUCAAACCGCCCUAGGCUGUCGUCCCAACUGUUCUUGCGUGAUUCGCAGGUGCCUCACUUCACAGCCAAACGGUGAAUGACCGUCCAUUGAUUGCAUCUCCAGCCAGAUAAUUAAAGAGAGUUCAGUGAAACCGACAAAAAUCCAGACACGCACACACACAUACACCUACAAAACACUGCUGCAGCGUGGGGUUGUUUUAUUGGGUCACUUCACUCGCACGCUCGCUCUCUAACUUAUUCGUCAUAAUUGCGUUGACACACCUUGUUACCUGGAAUCUAGUACCAGGCACACUAUACCUUACAUUCUCACCUCACACGCGCCCUGAAGCGCUUGCUUUGGUGCGACCUCAGCGCCCUGGCAGCAAGACACCGACCAACUUGCCGUCUGGAGCGAGCCUUCCAACUCAAGUUGGACAGUCAGCUAGUGAAGAGCAACCACACAGCAGGAACCGCAACAAAAAAAAAAAAAAAAAGAGGGAAAAAAAGACAUCUCUCACAUCCAUUCCCCCCUCGGCCCUCCUCUUUUGCCCUUUAUGAGAUUUGGCUCAUCGCUGCGAAUUCUCCCGGCUCUUCACGAAACAAACCUCUCACGAUGGGCUACGACUACGCGCUGGUGCAUGUCAAGUACACCAUCCCUUUGGCGGCCCUGCUCACCAUCCUCUCAUACCCCGUCUUCACGCGCCUCGAUGUUGUGAGAACCCUCUUCAUCGUCACAAUCGCUUUUGUGGCUACCAUUCCCUGGGACUCCUACCUCAUCAGAACCAACAUCUGGACUUAUCCUCCUGAUGCCGUACUGGGGCCGACUCUUGUCGACAUCCCUAUAGAGGAGCUGUUCUUCUUCGUCAUCCAGACCUACAUCACCGCCCAGCUCUACAUCAUCCUCAACAAGCCCGUCCUCCACGCCCAACACCUCAACUCGCCUGCCACCUUGCCGCCAUGGAUCAAGGGUGGAAAGGUCGUCGGCCAGCUCGCGCUCUUCAGCAGUGUCAUCUUGGGCGCCUGGCUUAUUGCCAAAGAGGGUGAGGGCACCUACUUGGGUCUGAUCCUGGUGUGGGCGUGCUCCUUUGCCCUCUUCACCUGGACCAUCACCGCGCAUUUCAUCUUGGCCCUGCCAUGGGCAUGCACCGCCCUGCCCAUCCUCCUGCCCACCAUCUACCUCUGGGUUGUUGACGAGAUGGCGUUGGGCCGCGGCACCUGGGCCAUUGAGAGCGGUACCAAGCUCGAACUGAGGCUCUUCGGCAGUCUCGAAAUCGAAGAGGCCUCUUUCUUCCUCGUCACCAACAUGCUCAUUGUCUUUGGCCUCGCCGCCUUUGACAAGGCCGUUGCCGUCUGCGACGCUUUCCCCAACAAGUUCGACAAGCCGGCCGACGCAUUGUCCAUGUCGCUGCUGCGCGCUCGCGUGUUUCCCUCCUCGAAGUACGACAUGCAGCGUAUCUUGGGCAUCCGCCAAGCCGUGGCCAGGUUGGCCAAGAAGAGCCGCAGCUUCCACCUUGCCAGCUCCGUUUUUCCCGGUCGCCUACGCAUUGAUCUGACUCUGCUCUACUCCUACUGCCGUCUGGCCGAUGACCUCGUCGACGACGCCGAAAGCUCCGAAGAGGCCGCCGCCUGGAUUUCCAAGCUCGACCGCCACCUCAGCCUCCUUUACAAAGACCCCGACGCCGUCUCGGCGCCCCUCGCCGCCAAAUACGCCGCCGAGAACUUCCCGGCGUCCGCUCUGUCGGCCCUCGACAUGCUACCGGCCUCCCUGCUCCCGCGCGAGCCCCUCGCCGAGCUCCUCAAGGGUUUCGAGAUGGAUCUCUCCUUCGACAGCUCCACCUUCCCCAUCACCGACCCGGAGGACCUCGAGCUCUAUGCAGCCCGCGUCGCCAGCACCGUCGGCCAGGCCUGCCUCGAGCUCGUUUUCCGCCACUGCCAUCACGGCUUGCCCGACUACAUGCAGGCGUACCUCCGCAACACGGCGCGCCAGAUGGGACUCGCGCUGCAAUUCGUCAACAUUGCGCGCGACGUCGCCGUCGAUGCAAAGAUCGGCCGCGUCUACCUCCCGACAUUGUGGCUUAAGGAGGAGGGCCUGACCUCAGAGGAUGUCCUCAGGAACCCCACCAGCGAGGGCGUCGAAAAGGUGCGUCGCAGGAUCCUCGCCAAGGCGUUCGACCACUACGCCGAGGCCAGGGACUCGAUGAAGUGGAUUCCUUCCGAGGCGCGCGGCCCCAUGGUCGUCGCCGUCGAGAGCUACAUGGAGAUUGGCCGGGUUCUGAUGCGCAACGGCGGCGCCGCGGCGGAUGGUAGCGGCCGGGCCACGGUGCCCAAGUCGAGACGCAUCUGGGUCGCCUGGAGCACGUUGAUGGCUUCUUAGGCAUACAAUGCUCGACUCAGAUCUAGGUCUGGGCAGGAGUCUCAUUCAUGUUUCUUUCUUUUCCUUACCUUACAUACAUACAGUGUUCUUCUCUUUACCUGGAUUUCUAGAGGCAUCACGAUAGACAGCAUGGCGUCCAACGGGGUGGUAGUAGUAGCGAUGGUGGUGGGUGUGGUAUUACAACAGAAGGCGCGCAAUGCUUUCACCAAUUGAAUCUCCCGACCCUUGAUAAC